Messenger RNA from Caenorhabditis auriculariae, 9635 nucleotides. The record is from the annotation of a GenBank genome assembly. NCBI's taxonomy places the organism in Eukaryota, Metazoa, Nematoda, Chromadorea, Rhabditida, Rhabditidae.
AUGAGCUGUUCCUUCAAGUACAAGGAACUCAAAGGUUAAAAAUAACAACUUUAGAAACCAAAUCUCAAGUAUUAUUUAACAAUUUUAGAAAAAAACAGGCUCUGGUUGAGAACUAUAUAAAAAAGCAGCCAGAACACAAAAAUAAGUGAAAAUCACUCGAAAACUGUUGCCUAAAAGACUUUCCGUUCAUUUUUGCUUCAUUCAAAAAAUGCGAGAAAACUAUUGAGAGCAUUAUAAAAUCUACUGUUUUCGUUAAAUCGCAAACCGCUACUCCCUGACUUCAUUUCAUGACAUUAUUCGUAACACAAGAAAUAAGCGUAAUCGAAAUAUUUAUUUUAUUCACGUGAACAUGAUUCAGCAGAUUAUUAUUAUCUCAUUUCAUCACGUCGACUGGUCGGUCUCUUUGCCGCUCUCUCAUGGGUAGGGACCGCAAGCCAUUUCUUCAGAACGAUUCAAAAAAUAUGUUUUUCACAUUGUUCGAUAGAAGAGACUGUCCAUUUUCAUAAUCCGUUUAGUUUUUUGAAAAAAGCUCCACUAAGAAAAAAGUUAUGGCCAAAAAACGAGCGCGCGCGGCGUACAACUGGAGGCAAAAUCUCACGGUUUACCCGCUGCCGCACGCUUUCUUUUUAAAUGUUUUUGCACGUUUCUGGACCGUUUUUAAAUCGGUUUUCUGUUCUGAGAGGUUGUCCGAACUGAGCCUCAUGUUUUGGUAUGAAUCUUUUUGUACAAUCCUCAUAAGAAUUUUUUUGAUAGAAUAUCAAAAAAACUACCUAAAAAAAGGUUAAAGGGAUUUUUUUCAGCUUAUUUUUUUCUUUUUUUCUACUCAGAAAAAAAUUAUUAUCAUUCGAUUUGGAAAAAAAGAAAAAAAUGAAAAAAAUAAUGUUAUUUCGAAAUAAAACAGGAAAAAAAGUGCAAUUUGACUCCGAAAAAAACGGCUCCUGCGACAUUUAAAAUGGCGUAUCGGUGUGUUUGACGCAAACACAGCCGCGGACACUUGCACGAAAUCUUCCAAAAUUUCAAAAAAAAUUGCCAUUUUUUCGAGGUUUUCAAAGCCGUUAUUUUUUUCGCGUCGAUCGAUUUUUUUCAUAAUUUUUUCAUUGAUAGAGUUUUGAACGCUUAAUAACAUAAGCAAAAGUAUAGACGCGAUCCUAUUCUCUCAUGCGUCAACGAGGCAGGCGAAAAAAGGAGGUUUUGGUAAAACUCAAAUAUAACUUGAUUCGCUGUCCCAAUAAUUAUUUUCAUUUUGAAUUCUUAUUUUUGGACACACUGUUAGUUUUUAAAUCAAAUAAAAAGUAUACCAUGUCGCUGAAAUUUUUUCGCAUUUCAGCUUCAAAGUUUGGUGUCACUUUACAAGCUUUAAUAAUUUUUUCGCGUCGGUAGAUUUUUUUCAUUUUUACUCAAAAAAAUAGAGAAAGUGUUAAUGUAUAACAUACUCAAAAAUUCGGAAGCGUUCCUCACUUGGUUUUCAGAAACGCGACGAUUUUUGUGAAACUUGUCAGUUUUUUUCGUGUUAAAUCUUACUUUUUUUCGCUUAUUUUUUUGAAAAAAAUACAUAGUUUAAAAAAAUUUUUUUCAGUCUUGUAGAGCGUUGUCGAUUACAUAGAUUAACAGAAACAGUUCAUUUUUAAAGUGGGACUUUAGCUAGUAUAAACGCCUCGAAACCGUUUUUGCAACAAAAAAAUCGUCAUUUUGGUGGCAUGAAGGGGCGGGGCUUUGCGCCCCCUACUCAUGGGAUAAUAUUCCGACGCCCGUCAGCCCUGGACAAGCUGGGCGCUGUACUGUUCCAACAUGGUGAAGCAGUUUAUUCGCUGGUACUACCAACGGGCCAACAUUAUUUCCCAACGCUAGCUGUCAUUCCGGGACGUAUUGGACAACGAUUGUGGACCGUCACCCGCGCCGACGACUAACUCUUCGAUUAUACCAUGAUUCAGCAGAGAUUUUCUUCAACUUACUCUGAAUACUGAAUAAAUUGAUAUGAAUUGAAAUUGAGAUUGAAAAAAAUUGAAGAAUGGGAGGAGCCUGAAUUGCGCCUUUGCAUUAAAACUGCGCCUACAGGUAGGGACCGCAGGCCAAUUUCCAAAGUCAGUGAUAUAAACAUGAAACCUAUAUGAAAAAGAAAGCUGAUGGCAAUCGAGAGCUAACUGCGAAAAACAGAAAAGAAAAAAAUAUGAAAAAAAUGAAAAAAAGUUAUAAGCAAAAAAAGUGGCGAAAUCGGGGGAACCACUUUUGUGUAGAAACUUUCGUCAGGGUCGCAGGAAAAGGGGCGUGUUUAUAGAUGCCGCGCGCUCCUUGCUGUGCGUUAAUUCACGCAGGAGACGUUUCGAAAACAUAUUUAUUUGAGUUUUUAGAAGUUUUAAAUGAAAUAUUAGAGUUUUCAUAUUGAAUAUUGCUCUUUUUCAAUAUCAGCCUACUCUUCAAGCACUCACGCUGCUGAAAAAGCGAGUUUUGAAGAAGGUUUUAAUGCAUUUCGUAAAAAAAGAAAAAUAACCGACAAAAUAGACCUCUGCGAAGGACGAACAGCAUUAAACCGAAUUGAAAAAUGUAACAGUCUACUAAGAAAUUUACUGAAAAAAAUAUGUAAAUAAUCACCAAGUCCUUUUUUUCAGAGAGUUUUUUAAAAAAAUGGGCGAAAUCGUUUUUACUUUUGAUUUUCUACUUCUUUUUAUUUUUUUCUCUAAAGUUUGUGCGUCUACAUGGAGUGUACGUAGACAAUUUUUUUCAGAAUUCUUUACUUGACAUUCUGAAAAAAAUUCAAAAAAAGUUGAGUAAAAAGCGAAAUUUAAUACUUUUCUCGCUGCUAUAAUGGAUAUAAUGAUAUAGGAAAAAGAUUCCAAUUAUGAAAUGAGUAAAAAGCAACUAUAAAGCCACAAUAAAAUGAGAAAACUUGAAUAGAAUACAUAAAUAGUUAAAAAAAAACCUUCUUGACGCUUUCGAAAAAUUUCGUGGCCUUCGCGGUGUCUGCAGAUUUUCAGCGACGCGCAGUUUUAAAAAUAACUUUCGAGCGUUUAAAUUAACCAUACUUUUCGGGCCAUCCUAGGAAUUUUUUUAUUUUUUGAUAUGUUGUAGAGAAAUGUCUAAUGUUUGAUAUUAUGAAAUAAAAAAACUUGCCCAGAACGCUUUUGGGCCGUUUUCAAAGCGUUACGAAAAAAACCCAAAUUUUAAGCUUUCAUAUAAACUAUAUAAUCGAUGAAAAAAACUUAGUUUUAUAUUUUUUUAAAAUUUGCAAACAACUGCAAACAACCGUUUAAAAAAAUAUAAUCAGUAAUUAUCGAUUGCGUUUUUUUCGAAAAAUAAGGAAUUUCGAAAAAUCGUGAUUUUCAAAUUGCGUUAUUUUUUUGAGGCCAACCAUAGAAUUUUUUUAUUUUUUUCGCCAGAAUAUGCGUUUUUUUAGUUGCUUUUAUGAUAUUCAAGAAUAAAAAAAGUUGCCCAGAAACUUUCAAGAAAAAAACGGGAUUUUUUUAUCUGUUUUCGGCCACAAAUGCGUUUUUGAAAAACUGUCGUCGUACAUUCUUAUUUCUCAUUUUUUUCAGUAUUCUCUUUCAUGUAGGAUUGUUAAGCAUAGCCGAUUGUAUGUUUCCCCUAAUUUUUUUCCCCAAAUCGGUACAAGAAAAACUGUUUUAAAAUAUAAAAAAAGAACCAAAAAUGCAACGAAAAAUGACGAAGUUUUUUUGAACAGCGAAGUGGGCGUGGCUCUGCGGUCCCUACCUACAGGUUCAUGCAUUACUUAAGAAAAUAGGCUUAGUUUUAAGGCUUCACGCGGAGGCGGAGCGCGCAUAGCGCGAAGCCGACUGUGGCUCGCUUCGAAAAACUGAGCCACAGUGAAAAAUCCGUCAAAUAAAUGAAAUACUUGACAUAAAAGGCAUUUAGUUUCAAAAAGUGGACACUAAUAACACUAUCAGGUAGCUCUAAACGAUUUGCAAACUUGAUACGCGUAGCGAAAAAAUCUGCGAAGUGUAUUUCCCAGAAAAAAAUUAAAGGAGCACACUGUGCGUAGGCGUAAGCCUCGACGCCUCGGAUUAUUCCAAACCUUUUUCUAAAAAAAGUAAGAAAAAUAGAAGAAUAAAAAAAGUUUCCAACCAAAAGGGGAUUUUCAAGUGUGUUAUCUUUCUGUUUCUCAUGUGACCGGAAAAAGUUUUCACGUCGAAUCUAAUUUUAUAAAUUGGAACGUAAAAAAAUGAAUAAAAUGAUAUGGCUGCGUGUGCAAGUUUUGCAAAUGAAGAUGAUGUCAUAGGGAUGACGUCAGGGAGUAGCGGUUUGCGAUUUAACGCGAAGUAAAAUCUACAGGUUCCUCCUUGAGGGAAUGAAAAUGAGACAGCCAUAAUAAUAGAUAGCUGGCUAUAGAAACUUUGAAAAAAAUUUCUUUAAUAAAAAAAUAAUUUUAAAAAAAUUAUUAGAAGAAAAAUUUGCUACCGUAAUCUAUUUUUUUGCGCGUAAUCUACAACGCCUCCCGUGCACUCGUUGUUCGCGUACAAAACGCGGUUCAGGCAAAAAUUGGAAAGAAAUUUUCAGAAAAAAAUGAAAAAUUCUCUCUUCUAUUUUUACGUUUAUUAGUUGAUUCAUGAAAAUCUGAAGCAAGGUAACAAAAAAAAAUAGAAAUUAUUUCAGCGUCGUUCCAAUGCUCACUCUUGUUAUUCUUCAUAACCUUAAUCUCAAUUUUCUCUUCUGUCCUAGCAGGUAAUAUUUUUGCUUCUUAUUUCUUUAUCAGUAAAAGCUACAGGAAAUUGUUGUACACAGCCGAUGGUGAGUUUCUCGUCGGGCGAGGCUUUUCCCGACGAAUGCCUGAAGCUGGCUUGCACUGACGAUAUUAUUCUGGUCGUUAAUCCGAAUGUAAAUCAUCGUCUUAUUUGGAAUUUCGCCUUCGAAGCGACACAAAUCAGCACGCUCACUGUGAUUUCCAACAGGGGGAAGCCGUUAGAAUUCAAUAAAUUGGAGAGGAUCGUUCAUCACGGCAGUGGUGCGUUAUUGUUGCUAGAAAACUGGUUUUUACUUUUUGGAAAUUUUUGAUCUUAGGUUCAUUAAGGGUACGGUAGAGCUUUAAAGUCGGAAAACAUCAAAAAAUUUAAAAUCUUGCCUAAAAUAAUUGAAUUUUUUCGUGCCAAUUUUCAAUUGAAAUUUUCCCCCUAUGCUCCUUUAAAGGCAUAGGGGCAGUAAAAAACGAUGUUUCAGUUCAAAGCGGUUAUUUAUAGAGCUUUUGAUUGCGAAUCGAACGGUGAACUUGAAAACGUACAGAAGUUCCUAGUUUUGAAGAAAAAAUUAUUCAAAGUCGGAGAGAGGAAAGUUUGAGUUCCCGCGAAAAAGGGGGUUUUGCAGUAAAGUCGCUCUAUGGACAACAGGCUCCGCCAUUUUUCGGAUUCUCGCUUUUUUCUUCGUUUCUUUCAAUUUUCAAUUUUUUCUGUUGUCACCAAAGUUCUUUUCGUCACAAAAGCUUUCGAUUCAUGUAUAAUUUGCAAACUUUGAUCGCAAAAAUGCUUCUUUGGUGAAAAAUGAUGAUUUUACAUCGGUUUCGAUUGGGAUAGCGAUUAUUUGUGUUUCCUUUAUUAUCGGUGUGUGUUUUUUGUUUGACUAAACGUUUUUUUCAGAAAAGAAACCCUUAAUUUGAAGCAGAGAGCCGGUUAUUUCUAAAAAAAAAUGCGAGUAUAAUGAGACGUCCGCAACAUCGCGUUCACGGCUACUGUAAACAUUUGUCCGUAGGCCGAUCCAAAGCUUUUUUCAAAAAUAAAGGCGGGAAAUUAAAAUCGCGUUUUUCUUCUAAAGUUGUCACAUCUGUAUUUUUUUGAGUACACCAUUCGAUUCGCAAAGAAAAACUAUAUAAGAUACUGCUUUCACCUGAAACCCCAUUUUUCACUGCCCCUAUGCCUUUAAAGGCACAACCUAAAGUCUCGAUAAUACUGAUAGUAAAUUUUGAUAAAAUAUGCUUUUUUGAAGGCGCAAGAGCCUAUAAUCUCUUCUCUAUGCUCCUUUAAAAACUCUACGAUUCGUUGCAGGACCAGCCAUCAGAUUUUUCGACGCCGACAUUGCCUCGAUUUCCUUUGUCAAUUUGAAAGAAAUCAUUGUCGAUGAACCGCUGAUUUACUGUCAGAAGAGAGAUUUGAUCGUUUUCGAAUCACAGAUCUCGCAAGUUGUGAUGGAUCGGCUGAAGAAAAUUGCGCGAAAGGUGAAAGUUUUCCUUCUUGAGGGACAAAAAAUGGAUCUUCUACCUUGAAGUGAGCAAAGCUGAAGUUAAUAAGAGCCCAUUCUAAUCUUUGAAAUGGCUUCUAAAGCGAUAACUAAACAAAAACUAAAGUGGUCACUUCAUUUACACCCCUAGUGUGCCCAUAUAUCAUUCAAAACCUCCCCAUCACUAUCAGAAAUUUCGUAACCUCUUAUGGGAAAGUUUUUAGUGGCCACUAUAAAGGCAAGGACUACUUGGAGAGGACACUAAAGUGGCCACUAAACCCACCUCUGUAGUGACCACAAUUUUCCGUUUUAGUGGCCACUUCAGUAGUUUUUCAUCCAGUAGUUUUUCCAGUAACUCUGAUAAUUUUCAAACAAACAGAUUGGACCAGUUAUGUUGAUCCAUUGACCCCUAAAGUGGCCACUAAAGUUUUUAGUGGUCUAGUAGGAGCACUUAGACCUCUUUUGUGGCCACUAUAGUUAAACCCCUUAAGUGGCCACUAAUUUGACUCCUAUAAUAGCCACUAAAACGUCAGAACCCUAUAGUGGCCACUAACGCGUCAAAACCCUAUAGCGGCCACUAACAUUUAACCUCUUAAGUGGCCACUGUUUUGACUACUGUAGUGGCCACUAGAACGUCCAAACUCUAUAGUGGCCACUUAAAAUUUUCCCAGUACUACUAUCAGAAAUUCCGUAACUUCUUUAAAAUCACUUCAGUAGCCUUUUCAAGCUAUUCCCCUAAAGUGAUCACUACUAACCACUUGCUAGAACCCUCAAGUGUUCAAUAACACUCCUAAAAGAGACUUGCUCCUAUUCUGAUCCCUUGAAUCAAAGUAAGAUCACUAAAGGGACCACUAAAAGCUCUCCAUUCAGACUCUGGCCGUUUGUGACGGCCCUACCGUACCCCCAACUUCACCAACUACAGUACCUCUGAAGACGACGACUUCAAAGAGGACCCGGCGUCCUCCGAAGCCUACCACCACCAAAAAGGGGCCGACUAAAAGCACCAAGAAGACGACUACUGAGGAACCUUUCGAUUCUCCCGACCUCUCGCCACAGAAUCCUUCCGAGACUUCAACUGGCGCUUCUGAUGAUUCUUCCACAACUGAAAGCGCGGCGGCGGCACGUCGCAGGUGGAAGGAGGAGCGGGAGAAAAAGUGUAUAAGCGGUGAGAUUUCCUUAGGGACUCCAGAGUGGUUCCUGAAGGGUUUCCUCUAGGGACCACUUUAUCAACCCCUUUAGGGACCACUAGAAGUUGCAAAAGUGGUCCCUAUAGGGACAUGCUUGUCGAUAAUAGCUAUGAAAUCUAUACAAAGGAGCAUUUUCCUGCGAAAAACUGAAAAGCGUUUUUGAAUGAAGUUGAAAGAUCCCUAUAGGGACCACUUAAGGUUUAGAGGCUUGGGAAUCGGACUUAAAACCCCUAUGCGGGCCACCUUGAUUUUAUUACUAUGAGGACAACUUUUCCGAUCCCUAUAGGGGUUUUCAAAGACUCUAAGAACUUUAAAACGAGAAAAAUAAAAUGGUCGAAGUCUUAAUCAAGGGAUUUUCAAUGUUCUUAAUAAAUGUAAAAAAAAACUUUUUUUUCUCUAAAUAUCAAUUUUUCCAGAGUGUUCUCAUGAAUCACAAAAAAUUCAAACAAUCCAUCUAACAAAAAAAUUUCAAAGCUACCGUAUCCCUACCGUAACCCAAACGCAUAGUUUUCCGUUUUGAUGGAACAACUUUUCUAUUUGAAAAUUGAGCAAAACCUCUUUUUUCUACAAAUUACAGUUAAAAAAUAACCUCGAAAUUAGAACCUUUUGGUGAAGCGUACGAGUUGGCGAAAGUCGCUACGAGUCGGGGGCAGCGAUUAAUCGGGUCUCAGGCCUGAAAAGGCCAGCUCGUAAAUCAAACGAUUUUCUCAGGGCCUUUCAUAAGACCUUAAGAUAAAUUUUGGGACGCUUACUGAAUAGUGAGCGUAUUUUUAUUCGAUUUUAAUAUUUUUUUAUACUAAUUUUGACGAUUUUAAUGGGAAAUGAGGACUUCAAAGAGCAAAAUUCAUUCAAAUUUAAGGUUUAAAAAAUGUAUUUGCUUGAAAAAAUUCCUUAAAAAAGGUUUUUAUAAGGUUAAGAGACUAAUAGAGCCUCAAAAAAAUGAGCAAUUUACCAUGUUAACUUGAAAAAAACCUGUCUUCCAAAAAGGUCUUAUAUGAAAAUUCAUAUUUCUAAUGAUGUAAGAUAGAAAGUGGCGUAAGCCUCUGAAAGUCGGGCGCACAGGUUAAUAAAUUGCUUUGUUUAAAUUUUCAUACCACGUUUCUCCAAUGAACACACUUCAGGGCCUUAAAUAAGACCCAAAGAAUAAAUUUUGGAACCUUUACUUUUCAGUAAAGGUAAAAGGUUACGGUAAAUGAGGUUACGGUGUUUAUUUUGAACAAUUUGAUGAAUUCGGGCAUUUUCUCACAUUAUAGCAGAUUCACGGAGCCAUCGAAAAAUGGUCCUGACACGAUAAUGAAAGAGAUAGUGUUAUGAUGGAGGAGACGCAGACAGGCUUUCUUGCUUGAGCUAAUAGUGAUGAGAACUAGGAGGUGGCGAAAGCCGCUACAAGUCGGGGACAGCGAUUCGAAUAGUCUCUGACCUAACUAGACUGAAUUUGAAAAUGUAUCGAUAUUUUCAGGGCCUUUCAUAAGACCCCAACGAUAAUUUUUGGGACCUUUACUUUUUAGCAAAGGUACUCGGACAUUGGUAACGCGUAACGGACGUUUAUGGGAGAUUCUAGGGGUCACUUAAGAGUUCUGAGGCUACUAAAGUGGUCACUAGAAAUGCCCUGACACGUCUGGGUUGCGAUACCAAGGUCCUUAUUUGUUAUUGAAAGAUUACGGUACUACAGUAACCAUUCUUUUUUGAAUCGAAGUGCCCUACUGAUUCAAUUUAUUUGAAAAAGAACAAUAUUUUGAUAUAAAAUUUGAGCGAAAAUCCAAUUUCUUCUCUGUCGAAAUGAAAUAUUUUCAGACGAUUUGGUCGGAGCCGGAGUUUUCUUGUUGAUUUUCCUACUGGCCGCCGUCAUCAGCUUGACGCUUCUCUCGAUUUAUCUCUAUUCGAAUAAGGAAAAGGAAAAGUCGACGACCGAUGCGUCCAUUUCCAACUGUAAGAAUCAAUGUUUUGAUUCCUAGAAAUUCAAAGGUUUCUUGAUCAGGACCUGUAGUCCAUCUAAGAAAACCUUAGGAACUCCGGAGUGGUCCCUAUAGGGGUCCUUGGAGGGUCCUCUCUAGAUACCACUUUACCAAUCCCUAGAGGGGCCACUAAAGCUUGCAAAAAUGGUCCCUGUAGGGAACAACCUUUACUUUUGAGUAAAGGUAUAAAAAAGUGCCUUCAAGAAAAUUACGUUUACAAUAAUUAUAAGCCACACCAAUUACAAUAGGAAUUUUUUGAAUAAAUAAAUAUUUUUCCAAACAAUUAAAAUCGCCCAAUUUUCCAGCCUACCUCUCUCCAGCCUCGCCGAAGAUCUGA